AUGGACCAGACAGAUGAAUUGGUAUUGAUCAGUCAUGAAGCAAAAGAAUUUUAUGAUGAAAUUCGUGGACUAGUUGUUGUCUUUUUGCUAUUCACCAUCCUUUUCUUUAUUGCUCAUAUCACACUGCAGUAUUUUCUAACUAAAACGGAAUGUGAGCUAAAGCCAUAUCGAGAUGAACGUUUAGCUUACCAACUGGUCUUGGGUAUAUGUACAUUUACACUGACUAUAGGCCUGACUUCAUACAGCUUAUUGCCGUUCACCAUCAUCACCAAUGAGAUUCUAAUUAUUUUUCCUAAAUCUUAUUAUGUACAAUGGUUAAAUGGGGAGUUAAUACAAGACUUGAUAUUGCUUAUUAAUAUCGGGUGUAAAAUAUCGUAUUUAACUAUACCAUUUUCUUAUUUUCUGUUAAAUUCUCAAGGAUUUCUAUACAAAUCACAUUCCUUGACACCACGCUUGGUUUAUUCUUUCACAAUGGUUUUAUUCUUUUACAUUUUAUGUUUUGGUACGUCAUGGUCGCUAACCAGCUUUGUAUCAGCAUCGAAUUAUUAUUUUUUAUCAGAUGUGUUACCUACUAGUGAUAGCAACUCAUUUCUUACAUCCCAUUAUCAGACUUACUUUUCUGUCAGUCCUACUCAUCACCUUGACUAUUAUGAAAAUCACCCAGUUUCACUUCUCCUGGAUUACGUGAAGUCUGUUGGCUGGAUAAGAUUUCUUCAGGACGUUUUCAUUCAGGUGAUAUUUAUGUCAGCCUUAGAAUUAAUUCAAAUGACAGCCUCUUUAUUAGGACUGUUAUUAUUAUUUAUUUGUACUCCAGUGGGUCUACUGUCUAUCGUCUUAAACCUAAUCACAAUCAGUAUACAUUCUUUACCGAAUUUAAUACCAAAGCAAACAUUGCAUAAUCGUAUUGAACAAUUAAAUUUUGAAGCGUUAACCGUCAUGGAUGACAUUAAUUGUGUCCAACUUCUGUAUACUGCUGGCAAUAUGAUGAAUGAGGAAGGUAAUUUUUUGGUUCAUAAAUCAAUCUGUUUUCGGAAUUACACCGAUGUCAAGUCAAAAGAAGAGUUAUUACUCAAGUAUACAAAUGAGUUGGAUUUGUUGAACUUAGAAAUAUUACAGAUUAAACAACGUAUAAACGCACGUACGUUUUUGCGAUUUAUGCGCGAAUCUACACACUUACUUUUUUAUUUCUUCUGUUUAAUCUUGCUUUUUGUUCUGUUUCGCUUAUUGGAAUCGUUUGUAUUCUUCAAUAUCAUUGAUCUCUUAUGGAGUAUGGUUUUUGGCGGUUAUGGUAGUAAAGACAGCAGUAGUUAUUUAGUGACAACGGAAAGCAAAGAUUAUUCAUCAUUUCCGGGUAAUUCUGCAGAUUACAGUUUUACACUUGGCUUAAAACCUGUUUCGUCACUUGGACAUAUUGGGGCUGCUUUCCAGGUCUGUCUGGUGCUGUUUCUUCUUGUAUUAAGUUUGUGGGGUUUUUACUCACUCCCAUGUGCUCGUUCUCUUCGACCGAGAUAUCACGCAACGAGUUUGGAUAUCAUGUUGGCGAACAUUUUGUUAUUCCUAAUGUUAAGUGCCGCACUUCCUCUGCAAACCAAUCUGCUAGGAUUAACCACACUCACCUUACCUAGUCCACUUAAAACAGAAGCUAUCAUGUUACCCACAUAUUCAGAAUGUUCAAGUCAUGUCUGCGAAUCUUCACAAAACCGAUUUGUUUGUGCUGAAAAUACGUCCAACUGUCCGAGUACAAAAUCGAGCAAAAAAUCUAUCAGUUGGUGGACAAAACUGAUCAGUGGCACAUACUUCGAUUCAUUCAACUGGUUUAAUUUUAUCCAUAUAAUUAAUCCAUUUAGUUCUUCCUCUCCGAAUAAUCUAGAUGAGUUAACGGUACCCCGCCCGAUCCAAGCUAAAAAACAAUCGAUUUUCCGUCAGUUUAUUUCUCGUGCUUUCGGCUAUUCAUCUGUUUCGCCUAGUUAUGGGCUAGGCCUAGUCAUAUUAACGUAUAACAUUUGCUUCCUGGUUUCUUCAAUGUGGAUUGCUGGCCGACGAUUAAGAGAUGCUACGUUGUCAAUCAGUUUAGAUGUGGUAACGACGAUUCGGUGUUUGCAUCAGUUGGACAUCACAUCUAAACCUAAUUCACACUUAGAACGUACGGAAUGGCUAAAUGAACUGCCUUGUACCAACGGUUCAGAAGAACUUGAUCGACGUAUUUACUAG
Molecule: messenger RNA, 2211 nt
Organism: Schistosoma curassoni
Lineage: Eukaryota; Metazoa; Platyhelminthes; Trematoda; Strigeidida; Schistosomatidae
Source: the annotation of a GenBank genome assembly